Molecule: messenger RNA, 903 nt
Organism: Rotaria sordida
Lineage: Eukaryota; Metazoa; Rotifera; Eurotatoria; Philodinida; Philodinidae
Source: the annotation of a GenBank genome assembly
AUGGCAUCAUUUUAUGUAUUACGACAACUUUUUGAAACUGCUCAAAUGCAUCCUCAAAAAAUUGCUGUAGUACUUGAUGAUCAAUUGUGGACGUAUAGUGAAUUUAUCGAACGGAUCGAAUGUGUAGCAUCCCAUCUUCAUCAUUUAAACAUUGUUCCCGGACAAAUUGUUUACCAAUUUGUUGACCGAAGUCUUGAAAUGAUUUCUGGUAUAUUUGGUAUUAUGUGCGCUGGCGGUGUUUACUGCCCAUUAAACACAACCGAUCCAUAUGAACGUCUUGCUUCACUUCUCGAUCAAAUACGUGGACAAUAUGUUCUACUGCAUGGAAAAACUCGUAAUCAAUUUCCAUCAACAGCUGUUUCAUAUGUCAUUCGAUUGGAUGAGAUUCUCGUUCCGCUUUCAAGCGUUGAAGAUAUAAGAGGCAUUCCAGAUUGUCGAGAGUCUGGCCCUGCAUAUAUUAUUUUUACCUCGGGUACAACUGGUCGGCCAAAAGCAGUUCUGCACACUCAUGCUAGUUUUUCAGCAGGUAUUGGCUCUGGUUCUCAAUGGGAUCUUGGAAGAGAUUUGAUUCGUUGCCAAGUUCUUCAAAUUGCCAACUGUUCAUGGAUCACGCAUAUGAUAGAAAUAGCAACGACACUCACAGUUGGUGGUACUAUUGUGCUUCUUCGACCAGGUGCCACCUUUGAUAUAGCAUAUUUUUGUCAUACUCUGGUGCAUCAACAAAUAGCGACAGUGCUCAUUGGACCGUUUCUAGUUCGAGCUCUUUGCCAUUAUCUCGAGAUGAGUCAACGACUUGAAACGUUCAGUUUUGUACGCAACUUGGGCACAGGAGGUGACUAUGAACUUAUUCAUUCAAAUAUUGAAUUGCUUGUACGUUUUGCUUGUUGUCGUAUAUUUAGGUGA